Messenger RNA from Scylla paramamosain (green mud crab), 1606 nucleotides. RefSeq names its product thymosin beta-like (gene cib). Lineage: Eukaryota; Metazoa; Arthropoda; Malacostraca; Decapoda; Portunidae. Gene Ontology annotation, biological process: actin filament organization. Gene Ontology annotation, molecular function: actin monomer binding. The record is from RefSeq and is a predicted model, not a curated record. Bases 199 to 1041 code for a protein of 280 amino acids. The transcript has 9 exons. Gene Ontology annotation, cellular component: cytosol.
ACAAAAAAGAAAAGAGAUCCAGCUGCAUAGAUAGAUAUAUAGCGAGGAUUGGCAACUAUCGGCAUUGAGUCAUCGCUUAGGGAGUUCUGUGUCGGCGCUGGCUCGGUCGGUCAGCCCGCCCGGGAACGGGAGCCAGUAACGCAUAGGAUAUCUCUGAGUUAACCUUGGAACCUUACCAUCCUAAUCACCACCACCACCAUGAGCGCAGAAACCACCCUCAAGGACUUGCCCAAGGUCGACAGUGUGCUCAAGGAACAGCUUGAGGGCUUCUCUCAAGAUAAGUUGAAGAAAACGGACACUGCCGAGAAAACUUCCUUGCCGACAAAGGAGGAUGUGGAAAGCGAGAAGCAGCAUGACAAACUGAUGCACAACAUCGAGGACUUUCGCAGCGACAAACUGAAGCGCACCUCUACCUCGGAAAAGAUUGUCUUGCCUACUCCUGAAGACGUGGCAGCAGAGAAACAGAGUCAGGCUCUCUUCAAUGCAGUCGAGGGCUUCGAUGCCUCCUCACUGAAGCAUACCGAUACCAAGGAAAAAGUAAUUUUACCAGCAAAGGAAGAUAUUGAAAGAGAACGAACACACCAGAGCAUAUUCCAAGGAGUCACUGAUUUUGACAAGGCUUCAAUGCGACAUGCAGAAACUCAGGAAAAAAUUGCCCUACCCGCCAAAGAAGAUAUUGAAAGAGAAAAAGCAGAACAAAAACUUUUCCAGGGAAUUUCUUCCUUUGAUAAGUCAGCAAUGCGUCAGGUCUCUACUGAAGAAAAAAUCUUGCUUCCAACCCAAGCAGAUAUUGAGAGUGAACGUACACACCAGAGACUCUUAGAGCGCUUAGUCUCCUUCGACAAAAGUGAGAUGAAGCCCACAAAAACUGAGGAGCGAAAUGUUUUGCCAUCAAAAGAAGAUAUUGAUGCUGAGAAGGGUCAGCAGGCCCUCUGUCAAGGUAUUGAAAAGUUUGACCCCUCGGCUCUCAAGAAGACGGAGACCACUGAGAAGAAUAUUCUCCCGACUAAGGAAGUCAUUGAAGCGGAGAAGAAAGCUUAAUUGGGUGGAAGUGGCCUCAAGAGUUGCUCCUCCUGUCUCCUCCCUGCUCCCCCAGGCCUUCCUUUUAGGGUCUGCAAGCCAAAAUGUUUUGUACUUUGAUAACCAUAAGUAUAUAGGUCAACUGAUUUUGUAACUUCAUAUCAGAUGCUAUUCUAUUAUUUUUUGCUUUAUUGAUAAAGAAGACGGUGCUCGUUGAUAGCAAGGCGUUGGCAGAAAGUCCUUUGAGGAACUGUUUGAUAGUCAAAGGUUUGACAUGCUUUGCACUCCCUUAUUUUAUGAUCAGCAAUGCUAGUGGACCAAAAAUUCACCUUGCUUUCAUCUCAUAUUUAGAGGAUAGACUUCUCCCAUGAAGGAAAUGGAAAACUGCCAAGUGGUACAAUUUUUUUUCUUUUUUAAUUAAAUUGAAGCUACAUUUGAGUUUCCCUUUUUUUUUUUUAUUUAAGUUUCCCCAUUAUGUUAUGGUUAGGAUUUUCUGACUUGCAGUGAAAUAUUUUCUUUCAAAAUCAUUUGCUUUUUGGGGCAUCCAAUUAUAUGUGAUUUUGGGAGUCAAUAAAAUGCUUUUGUA